AUGGUAUGCGACAGAAAGGAACAAGCAACAAGAGGGAGAGGGUCAAGUGGGUCUGAUGAGUUGACUGGACAGCAGAGUGAGCUUGACGUUGUCCUUUCUAAAGACAUCGCAUUCGAAGUCUCCUCUCCCCUGCUCAGUGCCUUUGGAGUGUACUCAGAAGUCUCCUCUCCCCUGCUCAGUGCCUUUGGAGUGUACUCAGAAGUCCCCUCUCCCCUGCUCAGUGCCUUUGGAGUGUACUCAGAAGUCUCCUCUCCCCUGCUCAGUGCCUUUGGAGUGUACUCAGAAGUCUCCUCUCCCCUGCUCAGUGCCUUUGGAGUGUACUCAGAAGUCUCCUCUCCCCUGCUCAGUGCCUUUGGAGUGUACUCAGAAGUCUCCUCUCCCCUGCUCAGUGCCUUUGGAGUGUACUCAGAAGUCUCCUCUCCCCUGCUCAGUGCCUUUGGAGUGUACUCAGAAGUCUCCUCUCCCCUGCUCAGUGCCUUUGGAGUGUACUCAGAAGUCUCCUCUCCCCUGCUCAGUGCCUUUGGAGUGUACUCAGAAGUCUCCUCUCCCCUGCUCAGUGCCUUUGGAGUGUACUCAGAAGUCUCCUCUCCCCUGCUCAGUGCCUUUGGAGUGUACUCAGAAGUCUCCUCUCGCCUGCUCAGUGCCUUUGGAGUGUACUCAGAAGUCUCCUCUCCCCUGCUCAGUGCCUUUGGAGUGUACUCAGAAGUCUCCUCUCCCCUGCUCAGUGCCUUUGGAGUGUACUCAGAAGUCUCCUCUCCCCUGCUCAGUGCCUUUGGAGUGUACUCAGAAGUCUCCUCUCCCCUGCUCAGUGCCUUUGGAGUGUACUCAGAAGUCUCCUCUCCCCUGCUCAGUGCCUUUGGAGUGUACUCAGAAGUCUCCUCUCCCCUGCUCAGUGCCUUUGGAGUGUACUCAGAAGUCUCCUCUCCCCUGCUCAGUGCCUUUGGAGUGUACUCAGAAGUCUCCUCUCCCCUGCUCAGUGCCUUUGGAGUGUACUCAGAAGUCUCCUCUCCCCUGCUCAGUGCCUUUGGAGUGUACUCAGAAGUCUCCUCUCCCCUGCUCAGUGCCUUUGGAGUGUACUCAGAAGUCUCCUCUCCCCUGCUCAGUGCCUUUGGAGUGUACUCAGAAGUCUCCUCUCCCCUGCUCAGUGCCUUUGGAGUGUACUCAGAAGUCUCCUCUCCCCUGCUCAGUGCCUUUGGAGUGUACUCAGAAGUCUCCUCUCCCCUGCUCAGUGCCUUUGGAGUGUACUCAGAAGUCUCCUCUCCCCUGCUCAGUGCCUUUGGAGUGUACUCAGAAGUCUCCUCUCGCCUGCUCAGUGCCUUUGGAGUGUACUCAAAAGUCUCCUCUCGCCUGCUCAGUGCCUUUGGAGUGUACUCAAAAGUCCCCUCUCGCCUGCUCUCACUCACGCCAUGCAUACAGGACGCACAGACCACUCUCGACCACUCUCCGCCACUCACCACCACGUUCUCUUUGCUAAACUCCUUCUGCAGUUGA
Molecule: messenger RNA, 1491 nt
Organism: Closterium sp. NIES-65
Lineage: Eukaryota; Viridiplantae; Streptophyta; Zygnematophyceae; Desmidiales; Closteriaceae
Source: the annotation of a GenBank genome assembly